CGAAAGCGCACGUAUGUAUCUCUACGCACUCGCUCCGAUCACGUACUCGUAAAAUACGUUCGGUUCGGUUUGUAUGUAAGUUAUGUGUCUUAAAUGCGAAAUAAUGAAGGAGAUUACAGUUGAAAUAGUUUAAAAUGUGAAAUGUUCGCAUAAAAUGUGAUUUUGAUGUUUAAUAAAUGAUUACUAUGGCUUUUGUGUGAUUGUGAAGUUGAUGUAAUGAAAAUGGUCGUGUUGCUGCUACUGGUCAUGUUUGUUGCACGCAGCGUGCCACACACGAUCACGCUGCUUGAGGUGCCGCUGUGGGCGGACCCGCGGCGCGAGGCUGAGCUGCGCUGUCACUACGCGCGUCAGCCGCGAGACCCGCCACUGCACUCCGUCAAGUGGUACAGAGACAACAACGAGAUAUUCAGAUACACCCCACAAGAGCUGGAGAGCCGUGCAUUCAACAACAGCGAGGUGACGAUCAGCAACAGCUCAUGUUCGCUGAGCGCGUGCGUGGUGUUGGUGCGGCCGGAGCGGGGCGGAGCACGAUACACCUGCGAGGUCUCUAGCGAAGGGCCGCGCUUCGCGGUCGACAAGCGUUCUGCCAACAUGACGUUAGCCGUGCUGCCGGAGUACGACCCUUUGAUCACGGGGCUGCCAACUCUGGUGCAGGUGGGGGAGACGGCACUCGUCAACUGUACCUCAGACUACUCCUUGCCGGCUGCAGAAAUAGACUGGUUUGUCGACUCGGAGCCGCAGGAGGAUCCGUUGAUAACAGGCGUGACCCACGUAUCCGGGGCUGAUGGGGACGGGUUGCGUGCGUCGUGGCGCACGCUGCAUGUGUUCCCAGAGGACUACGCCACACCGCGCGGCUACCUGUCGUUACGGUGUCGGGCCACGUUGCCCACGCGACCGCCGCACGUGCGUAGCAUGGCCGUGCGACUGUACGUCGCGGCACGUCCGCACAUAUCGUCCUAUAUGUUUAGUAAAAAUAAUGCGGUGGCGGAGGGCACUUCUGUGAGGUAUCACAGGGAGAUGUUUGUUUGGACAUUAUUGCUUCUGCUCGGGAGACAAGUGCCUUUGUUACUCAAAUGAAAUUUGGAGCUGUUUAGGAAAUAAACUAAAACACAUUUAAAUUAAUUGUCACGAAAGCUACAAAGGACAGGGAAAGUGAUAUUAUAGAUGUUUAAUUAAUUAAAAAAAAUAACUGUCACACUAAGGGCAGUUAAAAGGAGGCACUUAGUUUAGAUUUAUAUGAGAAAUCUAUACUAAAAAACUGCUUACGUAAAUGCCUUUAGUGUGAUGGAAAAUCGUGUAGGAACACAGAUAUAAAAUAUUUUUUUAUUUCAUUAUUUUAAUUAUUCAAUUUCAUAAAUGAUAAUUGUACUUUUAUAAUCUGUAAAUAUAUUUUACUGCGCGAUCACAAUUUAUCAGUGUCUGAAUGUUAUUGUAAAUAAUUAAAUUACUAUAAUAAUUGUAAAUAUAAUAUAAAUAAAAUAAAUUUCUCCCGCUUGCUUUAAUUUCAAGGGAGGAGAGAUAUCUCUCGAAUGUCUACUUUAUCUGAUCCGUACAGCGCCCGCCCGUAAAUAUAAAAAUAAAGAUAUAAAUUAUUCAGGACAAUUUAUUUUAUGAUACGAAAU
Molecule: messenger RNA, 1622 nt
Organism: Papilio xuthus (Asian swallowtail)
Lineage: Eukaryota; Metazoa; Arthropoda; Insecta; Lepidoptera; Papilionidae
Exons: 6
Coding region: 217-1077 (286 amino acids)
Source: RefSeq, a predicted model, not a curated record